Molecule: messenger RNA, 1097 nt
Organism: Odocoileus virginianus texanus
Lineage: Eukaryota; Metazoa; Chordata; Mammalia; Artiodactyla; Cervidae
Source: RefSeq, a predicted model, not a curated record
UUCAUCAAUGUCUAAAAAGAGACUGUGCAAGGAGCUGUCAUACUCACUACCAGUUUACUGACAAGUCCCACUCCAGGCUCGACCAAGAGGAAAAGAUGCUAGAACCACAGGAGAAUGGCUUGAUUGACAUACCAGAUUAUGAGCAUAUUGAAGAUGAAACUUUUCCUCCGUUCCCGCCUCCAGCCUCUCCAGAGAGAGAAGAUGGUGAAGGCGCUGAACCUGAAGAAGAGUCAGGGAGAGGAGUGUCUGUUCCCGUACCUCCGAAGAGAACCGUUAAAAGGAAUAUACCCAAGCUGAAUGCUGAGAGAUUAAUUUCAGAGAGAGGGCUCCCAGCAUUAAGGCAUAUGUUUGAGAAGGCAAAAUUCAAAGGUAAAGGUCAUGAGGCUGAGGACUUGAAGACCCUAAUCAGACACAUGGAGCACUGAGCACAUAGACUCUUUCCUAAACUGAAAUUUGAAGAUUUUAUUGACAGAGUUGAAUAUCUGGGAAAUAAAAAGGAAGUUCAGACCUGUUUAAAAAGAAUUCGACUUGAUCUCCCUAUUUUACAUGAAGAUUUUGUUAGCAAUAAUGAUGAAGUAGAGGAAAAUAAUGGCCAUGAUGUAACUGCUACUGAAUUAGAUCCCUUUCUGACAAACUCACAUGAAAGUGUAGAGUUUGCUUCUGAGUCAAGUAGAAGCCUAACAGAAGAACAGCAAAGAAUUGAGAGAAAUAGACAACUGGCCUUGGAAAGAAGACAGGCAAAGCUACUGAGUAACAGUCAGUCCCUAGGAAACGACUUGUUGGUGAACACGCCCAGCACACAGCCACCUGAAGAGGGCAGUACAGGUGAGGAGCAAAAGGAGGAAGAAUCAAAUGGAUUUAACAAAGACCUUCUGGAUAGUCCACGUAAUGAUGGUGCUGCCAGUACUGUAAAUGAAGAGGAGGGAUUAAAAGUCGAGAAAACGCAACUGGACCAAGCCUUUUAAAAUUUACAGUAGUUACUUAGGCUUCAUCUAGAAAUAGUCCUGAAGUUGGAUAGGCCUCAAAUGAGAAAAUCUGUUAAGCUGCUAUCUUCCAAAUUUGAGAUGACUGUGCAGUGCAUUUUGUCUGCUUUGAAU